Megalops cyprinoides (Indo-Pacific tarpon) is the source of this 2085-nucleotide messenger RNA. RefSeq names its product E3 ubiquitin-protein ligase TRIM11-like. The record is from RefSeq and is a predicted model, not a curated record. The coding region runs from base 2 to 1522 and encodes 506 amino acids. NCBI's taxonomy places the organism in Eukaryota, Metazoa, Chordata, Actinopteri, Elopiformes, Megalopidae. The transcript is spliced from 6 exons. Gene Ontology annotation, molecular function: zinc ion binding; protein binding.
UAUGGCAGCCAGCGCGGAUGCCGGCGGCCUGCCGGGGGAGGUGCCCUGCGGCGUGUGCCGGGACCUCCUCCCUGCGAGCCCCUCGCUGCCCUGUGGCCACACCCUCUGCAUGGCGUGUGUGCGGGAGGCCCGGGGGCAGCAGGCGGACGGGCGAUUCCGGUGCCCGCAGUGCCCGGAGGAGAGCGGCCAGGUGGCCUGCGACUGCUGUGCAGAUGGACACACGGCUGCGCAGAAGACCUGCCUGCGCUGCGAGGUGUCGCUCUGCGCAGACCACCUGCAGCCGCACCUGCAGCGCCCCGCCUUCCGCAGCCACCUGCUGGUGCGGCCGCUGGCCGACCUGUCCCGGCGCAGGUGCCCCGAGCACGACGAGCUCUUCCGGCACUACUGCACGGACGAGGGCGUCUACGUCUGCGCCGACUGCGUGCUGGAGGGGAAACACGCCGAGCACCGCGUCCGCCGUCUCCGCAGCCUGGAGGGGGACCUGCGGGGGAUCCUCCAGGAGCGUGUGCAGAAAGCAGAGGAGAAGCUGAGGGAGAGUGAGAGGAUCCUGAAGGAGCAGAAAGAGGCAGACCACACCCUCGCUGAUGCCUCGUCAGCAGAUGAGCUGCAGGUGGAGAGGCUGGGGGUGAGCCUGCAGGCCCAGGUGGAGCGGCUGGUGGGGGCUCUGAGGGAGAGCGCACAGCGGGAGAGCCGGCUCGCCCAGGUGAGGCUGCAGCAGGAUCAGGGCCAGGUGGAGAGGGACCUGAGCCACACCAAGGACCUGCAUGACCACCUGAGAUCCCUGCUGGCAGAAAGCGACCCCUUCCUGCUCAUCUGGGCCUUUCAGUUGGAGAAUAAAACGAUGAGCUCAGACCUGGACACGCCCCUCUUCAACCCGCUGCCGUUUACGCUGGACAGGAAGUGUGCGCUCGAGACCGUGGAGAGCGAGCUUCGCCACUUCCUCUCCGAGACGCUGAAGAGUCUCAACCGGCUGAAGCGGCAGUUCUCGAGCAGCCCUCUCACCCUGGACUGGAAUUCCGCCCAUCCUCUCCUGAGCGUCUCGGACGAUCGGCGGACCGCGGUACGCGUGAGGGACCGCCUCCCCUGCCCCGCCCACCCCGAGCGCUUUGACCACUGGGCACAGGUGCUGACGGCUCAGAGCUUCACUUCGGGCACCCACUACUGGGAGCUGGAGGCGGAGGGAUACUGGGACAUCGCCGUGACCUACCGCAGCAUCGGCCGCAAGGGGAAGGAGGGCACCGCCUUCGGCAACAACAAGCUGUCCUGGAGCCUGACGCGGCAGGCCGGUAAGAGGCUGGCCGUGUGGCACAACAGGCGCAAGACGCGAUUGGCCCAGAGGAUGGCCGGCACCCGCGUGGGCGUGUCCCUGGACUACAGCGCCGGCACCAUCACCUUCUGGGAGGCGGGGCCCGCGCUGGUGCACCUGCACACCUUCAGCACCACCUUCACCCAGCCCGUCUGCCUGGGCUUCGGCCUGUACAAGGCCCAGCUGCACAGCAGGGUCACCAUCGUCAGUGUGUGACGCCCGUCUCCAAGGAAACACACGGCUACGAUACAGCGGCUUGAAGAACUACUUCUGCUGUGUCUCCCUUUCUUUGUCCACACCUCUGAAUGGGAGUGGAGAAAGGACGGCUUGAGGACAAACUUUGGCUCGAUAAAGCCUAGCAUGGCAGUAGCUAAUAGUCACUUUGCUUUGCUCCAGAAACGGUUUGUAUCUGUGGCUGCUGCAGCAGCCCGCCGUGACAUCAGCUGCACGUGUUCGAAUGUUAAGAUUCUGAAUGUUCUAUUCAUGUUAGUCAGUGGGCAAUCUUUUGAUGUAUACUCAUAAAUAUCUCAAAAAUAUUUUAGGUAUUGAUACAAAAAGCACAAAUAGCACAGUCCCAUACCAACUGAAGGUAUUAGCCAAGAUCUGUAAAUGUAGCUGAAAAGCUGUAGGAGGAGUUAUGUACAAAAAAAAUCAGAUGGAAUAAGGAGAAGGAGAAGGCGGCGGCUUCUUCACGCCAGCUGCCCAUCGUGACAUCAGCUGUGUGUUUCAUGCUCUUGCACUUCCCAGCUCUGCAGGACCAGACUGUGAUGGCCUGACCC